Aphidius gifuensis is the source of this 2070-nucleotide messenger RNA. It is a transcript of the gene Rad23, whose product is annotated as UV excision repair protein RAD23 homolog B. Bases 381 to 1442 code for a protein of 353 amino acids. Gene Ontology annotation, cellular component: nucleoplasm; cytosol. The record is from RefSeq and is a predicted model, not a curated record. Gene Ontology annotation, biological process: nucleotide-excision repair; proteasome-mediated ubiquitin-dependent protein catabolic process. Gene Ontology annotation, molecular function: proteasome binding; damaged DNA binding; ubiquitin binding. The transcript is spliced from 6 exons. Lineage: Eukaryota; Metazoa; Arthropoda; Insecta; Hymenoptera; Braconidae.
CCAAAGACAGAGCCGUCUACUUGUGAAACUGAAAAUUAAGUGGAUGUCCUUUUUUUUCUAAAAGGUACGUUUCUUUCACUCCGCUAGCCCCCUGGUACUUUCCCAAAAUCUCUUGUGGCAACCCUGAAAUAUAUCGCGUUUUUUUAUCGGCAGCCUUGCGUUGCUAUUCUUUGCUCUUCUCAGUUCUCACAAAACUGCACAAAACUGAGAAAGUUCUGCUAGGUACAUAUUAUAUUUGGUGCCGACUCAUCGUCACAUAAUUUUUUCAAAAACUCAUUUAUUAGUGUUGUAUUUGGCUAUAUUUAUUUAUUUUUUUUUUUUAAAUGGUGACUACAGAUUUAGACCAUUCUUAAUAAUAUUUUUUCAAAUAUCAAUUAAAAAUGAUUAUUACACUCCGAAACUUGCAACAACAAUCAUUCACCGUAGAAAUUGAACCAUCCAAAACGAUCAAAGAACUCAAAGAAAAAAUUGAAGUACAAGAUGGAUUUGUAGCACAACAUCAGAAGCUUAUUUAUGCUGGUAAAAUUUUAGACGAUGAUGAUUUAAUAUCAAAAUACAAUAUUGAUGAAAAAAAAUUUGUCGUGCUUAUGGUUAGUAAACCAAAAACAGUCGGUGCAUCCUCAACAUCGACCGAACAGCAUGCUAGCGAGAUGAAGGUUCAACAAACUUCAAGUCCAGCAGCAGCAAUAACCGUUCCAGCAGUGACCGCAAAUCCAACAUCAGCUGUUUCUCAACCUGUUGCAACUCAAGGUACACCAUCGUCAACUGCAGAAAAUAGAGGGCAACCAGAGAGUGCGUUGCUAAUGGGAGAAGAGUAUAAUACAAUGGUCAGCAAUAUUAUGGACAUGGGGUAUGCAAGAGAACAAGUUGAGCAAGCAUUGCGUGCAAGUUUUAUGAAUCCUGAUCGUGCUGUUGAGUAUCUUGUAACUGGUAUACCAGAUCAAGUAUUCAAUGAUCCACCAGAAGAUUCACCAGAAAUCCAAGAACGUUCACAAGAAUCUGGUGUUGAGUCUUUGGCAUUUUUACGAUCACAGCCGCAAUUUCAGCAAAUGCGUCAAGUUAUUCAGCAAAAUCCACAGUUAUUAAAUCCAGUACUUCAACAAAUCGGACAAACGAAUCCAGCACUAUUACAGCUCAUAUCACAGAAUCAAGAGGCAUUUGUCCGCAUGUUAAAUGAACCUGCUGGAAGAACGGGAGGUACUGGCGUAACUGCAUCAUCAACUCCACCAUCAAGCCAAGCAUCAACAGGGCAACGUGCAGGAUCUGGAACUGGUGUAUCACCAGCAACAACAAUCCAAGUAUCGCCUCAAGAUCGCGAAGCGAUUGAAAGGCUCAAGGCUCUUGGUUUUGCCGAACAUCUUGUUUUGCAAGCGUAUUUUGCAUGUGAAAAAAAUGAAAAUCUUGCAGCUAAUUUUCUACUGUCACAAACUCUUGACGAUUGAUUUGUUAAACAAUACAAAUUCGAAAUCACUUAAACUCGUGGCUGUCGGAAAAAUAGCAUUUAAUGUUUAAUAUUAAAUAUGAGUGGCCUCCAACGAAAAUACUAAGGAUUAAAAAAAUAAAAAAAAAAGAAAUGAAUGAAAGAUAACGAAAAAAUAAAAAUCAAUUCUGUACUUUUUUCCUUAAUUUGUAUUUUCUUUCGACUCAAUUUAUCGGUAGUUUAGCCUUUUAUUAUUUUUUUCAAACUAAUGAGUAAUUGAUUUUUGGUCAUGUGUUGAAUAUUGAAAUAUAUUACAAAAAUUUUUCACACUUAGAUAAGUGAUUACAAACGAGUUAAAAAAAAAAUUAAAUUAUCAAGCUGGAAAUUUUUUUUUUUUUCGAUAAUAUUGUUAUAGCCAUACCAUUAUUUGAAACUGGAAUUUAAUUAUUUUGCACUAGAAAACUAGUUUAUUCUUCAUUGUUUACGUUAUGUAAUAGAUUAACGGUCUUAAUACUAUAUCCAUUGUACAUUGUCUAAAUCAAUAGAACUGUUGCAGUUAAUAUUAUUUGAAUAAUGUUAGUUAAAAAUUGUAUAACAAAGCAAUGUGAAGAAACCAUCAGGCUUUAUAGAAUAAAAAUGUAAGAGAACUA